Messenger RNA from Plasmodium falciparum 3D7, 951 nucleotides. RefSeq names its product rifin. Bases 1 to 951 code for a protein of 316 amino acids. The record is from RefSeq and is a predicted model, not a curated record. The transcript is spliced from 2 exons. Lineage: Eukaryota; Apicomplexa; Aconoidasida; Haemosporida; Plasmodiidae.
AUGAAACUGCUCUACUCUAAAAUAUUAUUGUUCGCUCUUGCAUUAAAUAUAUUGUUAACAUCAUAUUAUGCACAUAAUAAAAAUAAACCAUACAUCAUACCACGUUAUACACCAACUGCUACAUCACGGGUGUUAAGCGAAUGUGACAUACAUGCGCCAAUUUAUUAUAAUGAUGAGGAUAUGAAAUCUGUGAAGGAAAAUUUCGAGCGACAAACGUCACGACGUUUUGAAGAAUACAAUGAACGUAUGAACAAAAACAGACAGAAAUGUAAAGAACAACGUGACAAAGAUAUACAAAAAAUUAUUUUAAAGGAUAAAAUAGAAAAAUCAUUAGAAGAAAAAGUGGAAAAAGGUUGUCUUAGGUGUGCGUGUGGGUUAGGAGGUGUUGCAGCAGGUGUUGGAAUAAUUGGUGCAAUUGCUGUAAAUGAGUGGACCAAAGUUGCAACAGCAGCUGCUGUUCAAAAGGGUAUUAAGGCAGGUAUUGCUAAAGCCAUUGAUGAUUUAGGAAAUAUAGUAGGGCUAAUUCAAUUUGAUUUAAUCGAUUGGGCUGCAAAAAUUGAUGGAAUAAAUUUUUUAAAACAAAAUAGCCUGGUUUCUAUUGUAAACGAAGUAUAUUAUAAGUGUAUUGACAUUGAGAAUUCUUCUGAUUUUUUAUUUUGCAGUGCCACAAAAGCUUGGGAUCAACAAAAGAGUACAUUGGGUCUUCAAAUCAUUUCUAAUCAAGCAGCAGAAGCUGCAGUAGCAGCUGGUAAAGCUGCUGAAACUGCUGAAAAAGCUGAAAUAGUCUUGGUGAAUGCUAAAAGUUCACUUUUGUACAGUGCAAUUGGUUACUCAGUCAUUGCCAUAUUGAUUAUUGUUUUGGUUAUGAUAAUCAUAUAUUUAAUUUUACGUUAUCGACGAACAAAAAAAAUGAAUAAAAAAGCAGAAUACACAAAAUUAUUAAAUAAAUAA